UCUGACUGGUUGUGAGGAGCAAGAUAAGGGAACAGUAAUGUGCAGUAAUAGUUGGUUAAAAUUCGGUAACUAAAAGGAGCUAUCAUAUAACACUUAAUAGUGAGAUGAUCUGAUGUUUUUUGCUGAGUUGUAGCAUCAUUUCUGCAUAGCUGUGUGUGUGAAGCUCGUUAGACACACAACUAGGACAGCUGAGAUUUUUAUUAGAGAUCCUAGAGAAAUUGAUGUUUGGUUUCAGUUUUCUUGAACUUCAUUUAGAAGAAAAAUGAAGUGCUUUGUAUUUUCAAAAAGCUGGUAAAGGAAAAUUUUGGUUUGAUUCCAAAGUGCAGUAUUCAUAUAUAUAUAUGCAUUUGAUUUUCCACUGAGAGAAAAAUAGUGUUGCUUUAAAAUCUGCACCUUGCCAACUAAGAAAUAUGAUGGAUGCUUUGUUUUUGUUGGUGGAGAAAUAUCUUGCAUUUAAUGCAUCUGGGAUAUACAAAGAUUACGUGACUUAGUACUUAUAAGAAAACGGUUAUCAGGGUUAAUUGAAUUCAAGAUACUUCACUAUGACUAACGAUGGGCUUUUAGGUGGGGUUUCACUGAAGUGGGAUCCCAAAAACCUGGAAAUAUGUACUCGUUCAGUUGAAAAAACCUUGGAGCCUUUAGUUAUUCAGGUUACAACAUUAGUUAAUACUAAAGGACCUUCCAAGAAGAAGAAGGGCCGUUCCAAGCGGGCUCAUAUUUUAGUAGCUGCAGUUGAGAAAGCGAAUGAAAAUUUUAUCCAGCAAGGGCAAGAUAUUGCUCGUGAAAAUCCUGAUAUCCAGCAUGAAAUGCUAUCUGCUGUUGAAGAAGUACAGAAAACAGGAGAAAUUAUGAGCAGGUCAGCAAAAGACUUUGCCGAAGACCCAUAUUCUUCUGUUAAAAGAGGCAAUAUGGUUCGAGCUGCAAGAAGUCUCCUAUCUGCUGUCACUCGACUGCUGGUUUUAGCUGAUAUGGUGGAUGUUCACAGACUUCUGAAAUCUUUGCAAACAGUAGAAGGAGACUUAGAUAAAGUCAAGAAUGCCUCAAGCCAGUCAGAACUAAUAGAAUUGUUUAGAAGGUUUGGGAAAAAUACAAAUGAACUGAUCCAUCAAGCUGCAAAACGUCAGGCUGAACUUAAAAAUCCACAACUACAAGAUGAUCUUGCAGCAGCUCGAGCUGUGUUGAAGAAGAACACUAUGAUGUUGCUAACUGCUUCUAAGGUGUAUGUUAGACAUCCAGAACUCUCUGCUGCCAGAGAGAAUCGGGACUUUAUCUACAAGCAGGUUUGUGAGGCUGUCACCACAAUUAGUGAUGUUGCCCAAGGAAAAGCUGUCCUAAGUGCAUUGAGUGAACCUCCUUACAAAGGAGCUGGUGAGCUUGCAGCAGCUCUUGAUGAUUUCGAUGAAAGUGUUAUAUUAGACCCCUUGACAUACAGUGAAGUUCGAACACGCCCAGGUUUGGAGGAGCAUCUUGAAAGUAUUAUCAGUGGGGCUGCUCUUAUGGCUGAUUCAUCAUGCACUCGGGAUGACAGACGUGAAAGAAUUGUUGCAGAAUGUAAUGCUGUACGACAAGCUUUACAAGACCUGCUCUCUGAAUAUAUGGCUAAUGUUGGAAAGAAGGAGCCUUCUGAAGACUUGGACAAAGCCUUGGAUCACAUGAACAGAAAAACAAGGGACCUCCGUCGACAAUUGCGCAAGGCUGUUGUUGACCAUGUUUCUGAUUCAUUUCUGGAAACAAAUGUCCCUCUUUUUGUUUUGAUUGAGGCAGCAAGAGCAGGUAAUGAGCAUGAAGUUCAAGACUAUUCACAGGUGUUCAAUGAACACGCCAACAAGCUGGUGGAGGUGGCCAAGCUUGCAUGUUCUAUGUCCAGUAAUGAAGAAGGUGUCAAGAUGGUCUGGUAUGCUGCUUCGCAAAUAGAGAGUAUGUGUUCUCAGGUAAUUAAUGCAGCUCAGAUUUUGGCUGCCCGUCCAUGCUCCAAGGUUGCCCAAGAAAAUAUGGAUGCCUUUAAGGAUGCUUGGGAAAAUCAUGUUUGCAUUUUGACUGAAGCUGUUGAUGAUAUUACUACAAUAGAUGACUUUUUAGCUGUUUCAGAUAAUCACAUCUUAGAGGAUGUGAACAAGUGUGUGUUAGCUUUACAGGAGGGAGAUCCUAACACAUUAGAUCAAACUUCUGGAGCCAUUAGAGGACGAUCGGCUCGUGUGUGUAAUGUGGUGUCAGCAGAGAUGGAUAAUUAUGAGACUGGCAUUUACACUGAACGAGUUUUAGAGGCUGUAGCUGUGUUAAGAGACCAAGUUAUGCCCAAUUUUGCCCAGAGGGUUGAAAUAGCAGUUGAAGCCUUGAGCAGCAGUCCACAAAAGGAAGUGGAUGAAAAUGAGUUUAUUGAUGCCUCACGGCUUGUUUAUGAUGGAGUCAGAGAAAUAAGAAGAGCUGUGUUGAUGAACAGGACUGCAGAAGAAUUAGAUUCUGAGACAGAAAUAGAAUAUGAAGAAAAUACCUAUGACACUAGGAGCAAGUCAAGUGCUCACACUGACUUUGAUGAAUAUCCAGAAAUCAGUGGUAUCAGUAAUACUAGAGAUGCAUAUCGCUUUGUGUCUGAGGAAGAAAAGCAACAAAUAGCAGCUCAGGUAGAAACAUUCCGUACAGAGAAAAGCAAAUUUGAUCGGGAGGUUGCUAAGUGGGAUGAUACCGGAAAUGAUGUCAUUGUCCUGGCCAAAGAAAUGUGUGUCAUUAUGAUGGAGAUGACAGAUUUCACACGAGGUAAGGGACCCCUGAAGACAACAAUGGAUGUCAUAAAUGCAGCUAAAAGAAUCUCAGAGUGUGGAACAAAAAUGGACAAACUUGCAAGGACAAUUGCAGACCAGUGUCCUCAGUCUAACACCAAGAAGGAUCUGUUGGCUUACCUCCAGCGAAUUGCCCUGUACUGUCACCAACUGAAUAUCACUAGCAAAGUCAAAGCUGAUGUACAGAACAUAUCUGGAAAUCUCAUAGUGUCUGGGCUUGACAGUGCAACAUCUCUAAUCCAAGCAGCAAAGAACUUAAUGAAUGCUGUUGUUCUUACUGUGAAAGCUUCAUAUGUAGCAUCUACUAAGUAUCCUCGAAGUGUAAGAGUGAGUUCUCCUAUUGUCGUGUGGAAAAUGAAAGCUCCUGAGAAAAAACCACUAAUUCGAAGAGAAAAACCAGAGGAUGUUCGUGCAAAAGUGCGCAAAGGUUCACAGAAAAAGAGCAUUGCUCCUAUCAAAGCCUUGAGUGAAUUUCAUAGUCCAGCAGAUCCUGUAUGAAGUAGAAAAUCUAGAUCCAUUGAGUUCUGAGAGAAUUUAGAUAUUUAAUAAAGUGUGGUAUACCCAAAUAAAUGGUAAUGUGUGUUGACUGUAGUUUUUGUAAAAUCCUCUGAAACUUGUGAAGGAAUAGUCUUGGAGGGUCUUAAUUUUACUCUUUAAUGGUUUUUUUAUAUUACUUUGGUUAAUUGCUACUUCAGGAAGUAUUGAUUUUAUUUAUUUUCAGGUUAAUCAUGCAUGGUUCUAUUUACAUUGUUAAUUACAGAGAAAUGGCUUGAAAUUUCAGCUGAAGAUAUAAACUGUUUUUCUUCAUCUGUUAUUUUCUUUUCAUAAGGACUUGUAGAUAUUUAUGUUUAGAUAUAUGUGUAUAUUAUGUAACAGGUAAUCUUACAGUAACAUGCAAUUAUUUUAGUGGUCUGUAAUACUCGAGAAGAGUCACCCUUAUCCUUUCAAAAUAUUUUAAGUGCAGUCCCAAUAUAUUUAUUAUGAUUAGCAUUUCAGUGUAGUUAUACAAAGAAUGAUAAACAAUUAACUUUUUUGAAAAAAUGGUUUAAACUCAUUUUAAAGAAGGUAAAGAAUAAGAUAUGCAAAAAAAGAUGUAAAGUAAAAUUAAGAUAUGAAUGAUUUAGUGUUAACUGCCAUCAUUAAAAUUCUCAUCUUUGACAAAGUUAUUGCCUGAGUGCAUUUCAACAUAUCUAUCAUAUAAAUGUCUUACUUUAUUGAAUGUAUUACUUAGUAAUUUAUAUCCUACAAUAAGAGAUACAAGCUUUAUAGAUAAAAUAGAAUUUGUUUUAUAAGAAAUAUCAUCUGGUAGUUUCAAAGUUUUCUUCACUUGGCAAAGUUAUUUUUGGAAAUGAUAUCAUCCACUUAGCAUUUAAUAUUCUUUAUAGUCUGUAUUAUAUUAUAUUUCCUAUUAUUUUAAUAUUAAUUCUUCAUAUAUUACAAAAGUUUAAGAAGUUUGCUUGCAAGAUAAACCUUGCCAACAUUUUGAAGCAGAAAGUUGAAAUUUAAAAUUUUGAAGAUUUUUUCAUCAAAGAGUGAAUCAAAGUUAUUCUUCUGUGAUUCAUGAAUUUCAAUAUAAGGGCACUUAAUAAGUGAAAAAUUCAAGCUACAAAGAAUUUUCAGAGUUUGUAAAGAAGUGUGUUAUGCACUUUCAUUUUAAACAUUUCAGGAAAGUUUUAUCCCUUUUAGAAUAUUAAAAUGGUGCUUAGCUUAUGAGUGUAAGACUAAAAGUAGUGAUAAUAGCAGGAGAUUAUCUUAAAUGAAGUUUGUAUUGUUCUUGUACUGAGAUGUAAGGAAGUCAGUUAAUUUCAUUUAGUUGGGUGUAUUUUGUACUAAGCUGUUUGGAGCAUUAAGUCUAAAUGAAACAUACUUGGUUUGGAAAGCUUGUGAACUUGUACAUUUCAAGUAAUCUGUUUUUGGGAAACUAGAAAAUAGUAGAGAUUUGCUAUUUCAUAGUUAUUGUUUUGAAGGAUUUUUAUUGUGGAAGUACGUGAAGGUAGGUUCCUGUGUCAGUGUCGUGUAUCUAAAUAUAGUAAAAUAUGUAUGUAAUUAAUGGUAAAAAAAAAGAAUUGAAAUGUUGGUUUUGUCUUCCUACCUACACCUUAUUACCAUGUCAUCUUUACCAUUCAUUUCUCAGAAUGUUCAUCUGUAGUUCAUUAGCUGUUGUAUUUUUUGUGGUUAUAAAUGCUAUAAGUAUCUACUGUAAACCCUUAAUAAGGUAAAGUUACUGCUUUUAAAAUCAAAGUAUUCCUAAAAAUUGGAGAGCAAUGGAUAUUGGUUGUUGUUCUUGAUUAUGUGUCAGCACUGAAAUGAAAAUACCCUGUAAAAAAUGAUUUUUAAUCAUAGUUCUUAGCAAUUCUGUUAACUUCCAGAAUUUUUCACUAUUGUCAUCAGUAUUUUGGCAUUUUAUCAACUGAAAUAAUCUUAACCACCUUUUUCAGAUAGGAAGUUUACUUUUAAAUUCUGACUUACAGUAAGAAAGAUCUAUCAGUUCACUGUCUGCAUUUAAAUUUUUUCAAGUUUUUAUAGUAGGGUGCAUAGAAUAUGUUUUAUAUAUUUUUUAUAUCUGUUUAAAUUCUGGUUUCCUCAAUUGUGAAGGAUGAAUGAUGUGGAUUUUUUUUUAUAUACAGGGUGUGUUCUUUUCAAACUUGAAGUUAAUUUAUAAGAAAAUAAAGUUGUUUUUUAUUAGAGUUGAGAUAUAGUUACUGUAAUAGCCUUUUCAAAUAUUGUAAAGAGUGUAAACACUUAAGGUCCUCUGUGUUUACAUGACCAUAAAAAAAGUUAAAGAAGAUCUGAAGUGUGGACCUAAGUACAGUUUAACUGAUAGUUCUUGCUAUUUAAUCAUUUUUAACUUGUUAUAAAUCUGUUUUUGUGGGUAACCCUAUAUCUUGGCUGUUAAUUUAUAAGAUUAGACAUUGUUGAAUGCUUAUGGUGUCUUACACAAUUGUUCUCAGAGAAUAAUUGAUUUAGUUGUAUGAGAACCAUGGCUUUAUGUGUAGUCAAAGUGUGUAUUGGUGUUGUCUUCUUCAUAAGAACUGUAAAUCUUAUACAUGUGUUUACUGUUAGCAAAUUAGUAAUUGUCAAAAUAGCAAAUGGUGCAAGUCUUAGAAUUGGACCAAAGCAUCUUUGGAAUGAAACAUGAUAUAUAUAAAAAAAUUUGGUUAACUUUUCAUCAUAAGCUUAGUCAAGGUAGGUAACUCUGAUGUUUGGCGAGUUCCAUAUGAAAGUAAUUUCUAGAAUACUGUUUUUCUACUACAUAGAUGUAUGAAAGCCUGGAACAGAAGUGAUUUAUACUCCUUUAUAGAGACACUUAUUUAUAGAUUUUGUAUUAUUCUCUCCUUGUAACUGUUGAACCCAAAGUAAACUGAUUUUGUCUAGUUGUUUUGCUACAUUUAUGAAGUAAUAACUUCUUUUAAGGUAUGGCAAAUAUGUCACAAAACCAUAAAUAAGAGAAAACAUCAUGAUUUAUUAUAAAUCUGUCAUUCAUCCCUAGCACUCUCAUAAUUCUGAGGCUGGAACAGUUUAAUUGAUUUAAGACUUGGCCCAAGCAUUUAAAAAUUUAUGUAUCAAGAUGCAGUAAUAUAUUGUAAUCUUAAGAGUUGAUUUUAAUUGUUUUCACAUUAUAAGAAUGGUCAGUUUUUAACUACUUUCCUUCACUUUUAUUGGUCUUAAUAGUAGUAAAGCAAUCUUUGUACUAGUAAUGUACUAUAGAUUCAAAUUAUGUAGAUCUAAAAGUGUUAAUCUUUCAAACAGUUGUAAGAACUUGUGAAGUAAAAAAGAAAGCAUAUUUAAUAUGUGGAACAUAAUAAAGCACUAAUAAAAAGAAAUAUGUUAACACUUUUAGAAUUGCAUGUGAAUAUGUAAGCAGGAAAACUGUCAAGUUUAAUAAGCAAAGAUAAUUCUUUUUUACCAGGUUUACAGUUAAUUACAAGUGUUAAUAGGAAAACAUUUUAAGAAUAAACUGUUGUGAUCUUUUGUUGAUACUAUGAACUUGAGGUGUCUUCCAAUUUGGUACCUAUCAGUGAGCAGUGAAGCAAGUAAAUUUCUGGCACACCUUCCCCUAUUUCAUUAUGUUUGUAGGUGUGCAAGAAUAUUCUUAACAUAAAAAACUAAACUAAGAUUUAUUCACUGUUGUUAAUUCAGUAUUAUAAUCUAUCUGUGGUAGAGAAGUUAAACUGCAUCAUGAUGUUGUAACACAAAAUUACUGUAGUUGUUUCAACUAAAAAUGUUCAUAGCCCAAGAAUCUUUAUUUGUUAAUACUUUGUAGGUAUGUAUUUUUUGUAAUCAAAGUAAUUCUUUUUACUUGAAAUAAUUUAAGAGUUGAGAUCUUAUUACAUUAAUUUCCAGUAGAACUUAAUAAGAUGUAUAAGAAUACACUUUUUUGUGAUUACAAAAGCUUUAAGUUAACUAUAUUUCUCUGUAAUAUCAAAUGCACAUAUGUGAAUGUAAUGAUUAUGGUGUUUUGUUAUUUUCACCUAAAAACUAGUCUAUUUUUAUACAGCCAUUAGUUUCUUUCUCCCAUUGGUCAUCUUGUAUUAAGUGCCUCAUAUAAAUGGCUUUCAUUUCAUGUAUGUAUAUCAGUUCAGUAACAUAAUCACAAUAAAAGUAGAAC
This is a messenger RNA of Limulus polyphemus (Atlantic horseshoe crab), 7386 nucleotides long. It is a transcript of the gene alpha-Cat, whose product is annotated as catenin alpha-like. The transcript is spliced from 21 exons. Gene Ontology annotation, biological process: cell migration; cell-cell adhesion. Gene Ontology annotation, molecular function: actin filament binding; cadherin binding; beta-catenin binding. Bases 543 to 3275 code for a protein of 910 amino acids. The record is from RefSeq and is a predicted model, not a curated record. NCBI's taxonomy places the organism in Eukaryota, Metazoa, Arthropoda, Merostomata, Xiphosura, Limulidae. Gene Ontology annotation, cellular component: catenin complex; adherens junction.